This is a messenger RNA of Malania oleifera, 2806 nucleotides long. RefSeq names its product cellulose synthase-like protein E6. Gene Ontology annotation, cellular component: plasma membrane; trans-Golgi network. Gene Ontology annotation, biological process: plant-type primary cell wall biogenesis; cellulose biosynthetic process. The transcript is spliced from 7 exons. The coding region runs from base 178 to 2484 and encodes 768 amino acids. Lineage: Eukaryota; Viridiplantae; Streptophyta; Magnoliopsida; Santalales; Ximeniaceae. Gene Ontology annotation, molecular function: mannan synthase activity; cellulose synthase (UDP-forming) activity. The record is from RefSeq and is a predicted model, not a curated record.
AAGUAGCUUUAGCUUGUGGACAAAAAAAUACUAGCAAGUAUCUUUAGCUUGUAGAGAAAAAAAUGCCAGCAAACUUGCAUUCCCCUUUUGGCUCUAUCCUCUAUUUCUACAUAGCCAGCCCAAGUUGUCUUCUGCAAUCUCCACCUCACACACACACACACAGCGAGAGAGAGGGAGAUGGGAAGGGGCGAUGAGUAUGUGCCAUUGUUUGAAACAAAAGAAGCAAAGGGUCGAAUACCAUAUAGACUGUAUGCAGCUUCAGUCUUUGUGGGAAUAUGCAUGAUUUGGGUGUACAGAGUGAGUCAUUUACCUGCUGCAGAAGAGCAAGUGCUAGAACGCUGGGUUUGGGUUGGAGCCUUCUUAGCAGAGCUCUGGUUCAGUUUCUAUUGGCUCAUCACUCAGUUCGUUCGAUGGAACCCAAUCUUUCGCUCUACCUUUAAAGACAGGCUCUCUCACAGAUAUGCGGAAGAUUUGCCCGGCAUAGACAUAUUUGUGUGCACAGCAGACCCCAGAAUAGAACCACCAACGAUGGUGAUUAACACAGUUUUAUCAACAAUGGCCUACAAUUACCCGCCCGAGAAGCUCAGCAUAUACCUCUCAGAUGAUGGCGGAUCAGAGUUAACAUUCUAUGCUCUCUUAGAGGCUUCCCGUUUUGCAAAAGAAUGGCUGCCAUUCUGCAAGAAAUUCAAGGUGGAACCAAGGUGCCCAGAGGCUUAUUUUUCCUUUGUUUCAGUUGAUCAUACCCUUCAGGCCACCCCAGAAUGGUCCUCUAUCAAGAGAUCAUAUGAAGAUAUGAAAAACCGGAUCAACACAACAGAAAAGCUCGGUCAUAUUUCAGAGGAAAUACGCAAAGAGCACAAGGGAUUUCGUGAUUGGGCCUUGGUUUCCAACCGACAUGAUCAUCCAACCAUUCUUCAAAUAAUAAUUGAUGGGAGAAACCGCAAGACCGUCGAUGUAGAAGGACAACCUUUGCCAACUUUGAUAUACUUGGCACGUGAGAAGAGACCCAAAUACCACCACAAUUUUAAAGCAGGAGCUAUGAAUGCUCUGAUAAGAGUGUCAUCAAGGCUAAGCAACAAUCCAAUUAUUCUCAAUUUAGACUGUGACAUGUAUUCAAACAACUCAGAGACAGUGAGAGAUGCCUUGUGUUUUUUCAUGGAUGAAGAGAAGGGCCAUGAGAUUGCUUAUGUGCAGUAUCCACAAAAAUUCAACAACAUCACAAACAACGACAUAUACAGCAAUUCCUUUAGGGUAAUUAAUGAGGUUGAGCUUCCAGGUUUCGAUUCUAAUGGAGGACCUUGCUAUAUCGGUACUGGGUGCUUCCACAGGAGAGAGGCUCUUUGCGGGAUGAAGCAUGGUCAGGAAUAUGAAGUGGAAUGGAAGAGAGAAAAUGAUAAACAGGCAGAAGGAAGUUCAUGUGUACUGGAAGAAACAUGCAAAGUUCUUGCAAGUUGUACCUAUGAAGAGAACACUCAGUGGGGAAAGGAGGUUUCUCUCUCUCUCUCUCUCUCUCUCUCUCUCUCUGCGCGCGCACACGCACACACAUACACAAGCAGGCACUCACAUAUAAGCGUGGUAUAUGUCGGUUUGCAGAUGGGUUUGAAGUAUGGUUGCCCAGUGGAGGAUGUUCUUACAGGAUUAAUAAUACAAUGUAGAGGUUGGAAAUCCAUAUAUUUCAAUCCAGAAAGAGCAGGCUUCUUAGGAGUUGGAAACGCUACACUGUUGCAGGUACUAGUACAACAUAAAAGAUGGUCUGAAGGUGAUUUUCAGAUAUUUCUCUCAAGGUACUGCUGCUUUAUGAAUGGCCCCAAAAUCUCCCUAAAACUUCAAGUUUCGUACUGUGUAUACUUGCUAUGGGCUCCAAACAGCUUGGCUGCAUUAUACUAUGUUCUGGUCUUGCCACUUUGUCUCCUAAAAGCCACCCCACUAUUUCCAAAGAUAUCAAGUCCAUGGGUCCUGCCUUUUGCAUAUGUCAUCUUGGCAGCACAUGGAUAUAGCUUAGGAGAGUUUAUGUGGUGUGGGGGCACACUUCGAGGUUGGUGGAAUGAUCAAAGGGUGUGGAUGUUCAAAAGAACAACAUCCUACUUCUUUGGCUUCAUGGAUAACAUAUUAAAGCUGUUGGGAUUCAACAAGCCAGCCUUUUCGGUUACCCCAAAGUCGGUUGACGAUCAUGUAUCUCAAAGAUAUGAGCAGGAGGUCAUGGAGUUUGGUACUUCCUCGCCGAUGUUUAUAAUUUUAGCAACACUAGCAUUGAUCAACUUGUUUGCUUUUGCUGGGGGAGUAAAAAUGGUAAUUAUGAAUGAGCAAACCAAUGGUUUGGAAGCAUUGGCAUUGCAAAUUCUUCUGUCUGGGCUCGUGGCUUUCAUCAACCUGCCUAUAUACCAAGGACUCUUCUUCCGACUGGACAACGGUCGAAUGCCUGCCUCUGUCACAUACCAGUCAGUUGCCUUAGCUCUAUUCGUCUGUUCAGUAGCCUUGUACUAGAUUGCCAUCUCUAUGUAUAAACCAAAGCUUCUGCUUUCCACCAUGCAUUUAAUGGUGGGCUUGUGGUUUUCAUUGAUCACUCUGUACACCCAAGGCUACCCUUCCAAAUGGAAUUGGCAAACUCACCCCGCCUGUCACUUAUUUACUAGGUCCCUUGUCUUAUUCAUUAGCAUUGUGUUUGAAGUUGGAACUCCAAAUGUACAAGCAAAAAGCCUCCAUAUACCGUAUGGGUGGCAACUUUCUUUGUUUUUUUUUUCCUUUUUGUGCAAAUGCGAGCUUAUUGUAAAAUAUUAAUUGUUAAAAUGAUUUUUUGAUUCUGCAU